UGCUCCCUUGUUUGCCUUUCCGCCGUCUUGGACAAGAUAUCGACAGCUUGAGACAAAAACCACAGCUAGUCAAUCCCCUGGCCUAGCCGCGUGUCGAUAUCAAGACUAGUAGAGUCGUGCAAAAGGCCCGAAGUACAAGCACAAGUAAACUCCAUGAUGAAUGAAGCGCCCUGUCCCAUGCAAAGGAAGGGAAGCUCCGCCGCCGGCUCCCGCUCCGCAAUGGGUAGAAAGGGUGACAAGCGCCAGCCGCAUGCCCGACACGAAAUAAAACAUGCACCCUGCCGCGGCUUUCGACGCUAGUCAGCCCUGCGAUGCUACUGCACAGGGCUAGCCCCAGUCCCAGCCCCACCCAAACAGAGCUGGGACCUGCAACAAGGGGAGGGUCUGGAUCGAACCGAAGCCGUCGCGAGAUCGACUCUUUUUCUGCUCCGUGCAACCUCGCCGUCCAUCAGCCUCAACCUUCUUUUCUUUGGACCGCCAACCCGCGGUGCUGGCUCUCCGUGCACAAACCGCCUCUUCCCCGGCCAGACCUCGCACGCAGUCCCGGACCUUGCGCCUUCGCUCCGGUCUUGCUAGCCUGCUUGCUGUCGAUGCUGGUCCGUCGUGGGCUCCUCUAGCAGGCCCAUGCGGCUCUGAGCCGCCAAGAAUCCGAGCACGCGAGGGUCCCAUUACACUCUUCCGGUCCCUUUGUCCUGGCAUAUUUCUCAUUCCUUUGCCCGCUUCCUUGGACAUCAAGUAGGAUUGGAUUCCCUCCUUCCUUCUUGUCGUCUGUCUGCGUCUUUGUUUGUCAAUCAAGUCGUGCCGUCGACAUAAUGCGGGCCAGCCUUGCCACCAUCGCCCUGUCGGCCGUGGCGCUGCUGCUCCCGGUGGGCGGUAGCGCUCGGGAGAUACCGGAGAACAUCAAGCAGCUCAAGGCCGCCAUCAUCGCCAAGGGCGACUGUCAGAAGAAGCUUGCGUCGGGCUUUAGGGUCACCGAAGGCAAUCCCACAACCGGGGCGUAUUGCGGCGACAUGUUGGACAAGUACGGCAUCAUCUACCAGCAGAUGCCCAGCGGUCAGCUGAGCGACAUGGACGUCGACUGCGACGGCCAGCAGGCCAACCGCACCGGCGACGACGGCAGCUGCGGGCUCAGCACCGACACCCAGCCCCAGACGUCGUUCCGCAGCAACGUCAGGGCCAACGGGGCGGCGGCGGCCAUCGGCGUCCAGGACCUGAACCCCUUCAUACACUCGUACGUCGUCUUCGGCAACACGAACGAGGGCAAGCCCAGCUGGCCCUCGUUCGAUCCCCAGGACCGCGGCCGCAGGAAGCUGCUGGGGGGCAAGCGGGUCGAGCCGCUGAGCGUCAUGGCCGUCGUGUGUGGCGACAACCUGUUCUACGGCCUCUGGGGCGACGAGAACGGCCCGGACGGCAGGUACCCCAUGAUCGGCGAGGCGGGCAUCGGGCUGGCGCGCGCCUGCUUCGGCGGCGCCACCACCAUCGACGGCGGCCACGGCUGGUCCAACACGGACGUGCUGUACCUGGCCUUCACGGGCUCCGACGCCGUCCCGGACGCGAGCCGCCAGCCGCGCUGGGACGCGACCAACUUUGCCGACUUUGAGCGCAGCCUCGCCCCCGUCGGCGACGCCCUCGUGAGCCGCGUCGAGAAGAGUGCCGCCGGCAGGCCCGCCUGCCCGCCCUCCUUCCUACGCCUGCCGGGCAUCAUCCACAGCACCCUGGUCGCCGCCCUGCCGCUGGCGGCCCAGCCGACCUCGUACCGGGCCAUGCGGCAGCGGCCGUCCCGCUGAGGCCUUGGGGAAAAGGGGUGAAGGGUGUCGGCGUUGCGCGUAGAGGGUGGGAAGUCUGUGCGGCUCCCUUGUGACGAGAUAAAUCUUUUGGUUCAGCAUUAAGUGCAUGGCGAACAGCCUGGCGUUGUUUUUGGGUUUAUACCUUCUUUUUAAUCUUUCAUGGCGGCUUAUCUGACGCUGGCUGCUGUCCCCACCAUCUCUUCCCCAGCCAUUUGUAUUUCACAUUAGAUUCCGUCUUUUAGAGCUCCGACCUUUUCGCUCGUGGAACUGAGAACCCUUUCCGCCCCCGCGCGUCUUUAACCUAAGGAACACUGUGAGCAAAGCCAAGUCCGCUCCGCUCAGUCUGAUGCAUAUAGCAAACGGCUCGGGCCGCGAGUAGGUUAACGGCACGUAAAAAUAUUGGAGGCGUCUAUUUGAAGUUAUGCCAUUUAUGAAGCUGGCGAGUUGCCUCCCCAUCAUACACAAAUACGAGUGCCUGAAAUGCUCGCACAGCUACCUAGUAGGUAGUUAGCUACUAAUAAUGAUCCGGA
This is a messenger RNA of Gaeumannomyces tritici R3-111a-1, 2317 nucleotides long. RefSeq lists its product as hypothetical. The record is from RefSeq and is a predicted model, not a curated record. NCBI's taxonomy places the organism in Eukaryota, Fungi, Ascomycota, Sordariomycetes, Magnaporthales, Magnaporthaceae. The transcript has 3 exons. Gene Ontology annotation, molecular function: chitosanase activity. Bases 813 to 1787 code for a protein of 324 amino acids.